Molecule: messenger RNA, 1215 nt
Organism: Pestalotiopsis fici W106-1
Lineage: Eukaryota; Fungi; Ascomycota; Sordariomycetes; Amphisphaeriales; Sporocadaceae
Exons: 5
Coding region: 1-1215 (404 amino acids)
Source: RefSeq, a predicted model, not a curated record
AUGCCCGUUCUCGAAGGAAUCGUUGGCAUCAGUGCCACGAUUCUGAGAGAUGGAAGACCAGUUGGAGAGCUCAACGACCACCCUUGGAUCAUCAAAACUCCAAUGACAGCCACCAGGCACAUUGAAGCUGACACCGGCCUGGAACCUUGGUCCAUCUUCAUGACCGUGUCCAAAGACUAUGACUUCAGUGCUGGCCAGAUGCACUCUCUGAGCUUUUCCGUCUACGUUGACGGCUUCUGUAUCGGCAGACGCGUCUGCAAGCCGUUCGACGUUGACUCUUGUCCGUGGGAGGAGACUAUGACUUUCGGCUGGUACGAAAUUGGAUCUUGUCACUGGCCCCAACUCGGCAAGGAGUUCAACUUGGGACCCCAGAGACCCAACGAUCUCAAAUUUGCCAAUUUCCAGCUUCCCAGAUCGAAUAACCCCGAGAAGGGAACCCUCGAGGUUCGCGUCCACAGAUCUCUGGAUCCGACUAUCGUUGGUGAAAACAUUGCAAAGGCAUUCGACGAGGAUGACGAGACAUUUUUCCAAACCUUCCACAGAAACAGCGCCGCCGACAUGUACCCUGGCGAAGCUAUUCGUAGUCCCUUUGCAAGUUUCAAGUUCAUCUUCAAGGAUCUCGAUGACCUGAUCGCCGAGGGCAUUGAUCUGCAGGGACCUUGCAUGUACCAGCGUCCAUGUGUCAAGGGCGACUACCAGAACCAGAUUGAGAAGUAUGGUGCCAUUGAUGUGCACAAGACCUGGCCCCAGGAGAAGAAGGGACCAAGCGGAUGGCUUAUUGCCCAGAUGGAGCACAUCCAAUUUCUCGAAGACAGUCACCCGGUUCGCGCUCCCGUCGCUCAAAUGGACCCGGACGCAAAUCCGCCCCUCGAGAACGACCCCAUGUACCGAGCGGGCUGGUAUGCUCCGACGCUCUACAACCAAGCCGAGAGCGAUUCCGACGACGAACUUAAGGAUGAUGGAGAUUCGCGUCUUUCAGACCCCGACUUGACCUGCUCGCAAGAGGUCGAGGACGACGAUGACUACUCGGAUCAGGAAUCUGACGACGAUGAGCAAGAGGAAGAGGAAGAUUACAGCUCGAGCGAGGACGAUGAUCAAGACUUUUACAUGGGAGAUCUUGACUUCACCUACCAGACAGAGAGCGAUGACGACGAUGAGGAUGAAUUUCUCGAGACCAAUGAUGAGCCUCCUCGCAAGAAACAGCGCAUGUUCUGA